AAAGUACGUAUUUCAUCAACAAUGAAAGGCAGGACUCAGACGAGAGGAGAAAGUUUUCAGAUAGUGCAGCGAACAAAACUUAUUGAGGAGUUCCACUUAAGACGAGACAAGAGAUAGAAAGAGAGUGAGGAGGAUAGAGAGAGAGAGAGGGAGAGAGAGAUAGAGAAAGAGCAUUACAUAAUAAAUCGGUAACAUUCGACCGGCACUGACUGACACUUAUUGCUUGGAUCGAACCGAUUAUAUAUAGGCUGUAUUUUUUUAACUUGACAGAUUUUGUAUAUUUGCAUAAAUAUUUAGGCGUAUAGGCUGGAGUUUUAGAAUCGUAUUAACUGUUUCAAAUGUGUUUAUUUGAAUGAUAAACAUUAUGAGACCUUGUCAUUCUUCUGGCACGGAUGAUGUUGACAAAGUUGUCAGGAACGCGCUUCUCUCCGUUCUGAACGCUUUCACAACUUUCGCCUCAGAUUAUCCUCUGAUGUUUCCUGAAAUUGGAAAACAGCAGUGACUGUUGUGAAUCACAAAAAGAGAGAGCUCUGCGUUCAAGUCCUCAGUAAAAGCUAUGACCUCAGCCACGCCCCCUUCCUCCCGUAGCCCCUCCCCACAGAAGGUCUGCCACUCCCAGACACAGACAGAUGUUCUAAAGCCACUCCUAGGCGGAGGAGGCGGGGCUUCGACAGGAAACGGACCUGCGGCAUUGCGACGCCGUCGACGGGUGCUAUCUAAAGAUGGGCGGAGCAAUGUACGCAUUGAACACAUCAGCGGCCGAGGGACGCUUUACCUGCGCGACCUGUGGACGACCUUUCUGGACAUGCAGUGGCGCUACAAGCUUUUCCUGUUUUCCGCCACCUUCGCUGGCACCUGGUUUGUCUUUGGAGUGCUGUGGUACUUGGUGGCACUUGUGCAUGGAGAUUUGCUAGAGUUUGACCCUCCGUCCAACCAUACGCCGUGUGUGAUGCAGGUCCAAACCCUGACUGGAGCGUUCCUUUUCUCCCUGGAAUCACAAACUACGAUUGGUUAUGGCUUUCGCUGCAUCACUGAGGAAUGCCCACUUGCUAUAAUCCUGCUGAUUGUCCAGCUUGUCAUCACCAUGGUGAUGGAGAUCUUCAUCACUGGAACCUUCCUUGCCAAGGUAGCACGGCCGAAGAAACGUGGUGAGACUGUGAAGUUCAGUCAGCAUGCUGUGGUCGCCAAUCAUGAAGGCCGACCAUGUCUCAUGAUCCGUGUCGCUAACAUGCGUAAGAGCCUACUUUUGGGUUGCCAGGUAACAGGUAAGCUUCUGCAGACGUCGCUGACUAAAGAGGGUGAGACGGUGCGUUUGGAUCAGAGAAAUGUAGCCUUCCAAGUGGACACGUCCAGUGACAGCCCCUUCCUCAUCCUGCCCCUCACUUUCUACCACGUGAUAGAUGACAACAGCCCACUGCGGGCCUGGGCUGCCAAAGGUGGCGGGUGGACAGAUCCGGAACUGGCUGACUUUGAGCUGCUUGUGAUAAUGAGCGCUACUGUGGAGCCGACCUCGGCCACCUGCCAAGUGCGCACCUCCUACCUGCCCGACGAGAUCCUGUGGGGCUACGAGUUUCCUCCUGUCGUCUCCCUCUCCCCCUCCGGAAAGUAUGUCGCUGAUUUUGCCUUCUUUGACAAGGUUGCCAAGACCAAGACCCCACCCCUUUUUAAACAAGCCCCGCCUCCAAAUACCCAGUCACCCCAACAACAAGGCAAUAGUGGUGGAGACCAAGGGGCGGAUAUGGACAAGAUGCGAUUGGAGGAAAGCUACCGGGAGGAAAGGGGGCGGGACAGGGGGCGUGUCCGAGACCAGCUCAGCGUCCGCAUUAGUAACGUCUAGAGAGCGGAAAACACAGAUGAAUGAGUGAACGGGGGAUCAGAUAAAUUGCUUGAGUUCUUGUUUGAUUCAGUGUUAGCCAACUUUUUUUUUGAUGCCACUAGGCUUACCUGUUUUACAAGGUAGGGUGCCAGUAGAGUUGGCUAGCGCUGAAAUGCACUGGCAUACAAGCAUGAAAUAGAGAAGAUAAAGACAGAGCGGCUAUGUUCGGAAUAGCACACUACCAUACUACACUUGCUGUUUCUGGUACGUACACUGUGCAUAGCAUGCAAGUUUUCUGUAUGAACAAAACACACAGGCAAAAUUAUUGGAAAAACAUGCCUUGACCUAUAUUUUUGGAAAACUCCAAAAACAUACCUGUACAUACAACUCACUGCAGUUUAUAGUUGCAGUGAGCACUAUGGCGGUAAAGCACCAACAACUUUUAUUCCUAUUCACACAGAUUAUGAUUACAAGUCAUACAUUUUGAUGUUCACACAUAAUCAGCUCUAUAUGCAUGACUUUUCUGACAUAGUAAACUUGCUCGAAAGCUUACCCGGUACAGCAUUGCACUUGCCAUGCAAAGCCAAGAGUCUCCUGAAAUAUGACUAAUGAUAAAAGAGCUCAAAGCAAGCAAGCUGAAACGGCACGGUUGCCUCAGAAAAUGUGUUAUUAUCUCACAGUUGCUUUUGUUAACACUAUCAGUUAUAUUUAAGAUUGAACGUAAUGCAGAUGGUACGUUUUUCAUACAAGUUACAAACAAUAACCUUAUAGUGCCAGUCACCGGUCAAUCAUUUCCGAACUAUACAUCAUGUUCAUUUGUUUCGAAUAAACUGUACACUGUAUUAGCGCCACUCAGUGGUCAUUUCACAUAUCCCACAAUGCAAUGCACUCAAAAUUAUGAGUAUCAAGUGCUGCUUAUAGUGCAUUAAAAUUAUAUGUUUCUAGAGCAGGGGUGUCCAAUUCUGCUUUUGCAGGCAGGUGUUCUGCAAAUUCAGCUCCAACCCAAUUAAACAUCUGAACCAGCUUACUAGGCAAUGGCAUACUAGAAACUUCCGGCAGGUGUGCUGAGGCAAGUUGGAGAUAAACUCUGCAGGACCCUCCAGGACCGUGUUUGGACACCUCUGUUCUAGAUGCUCAACCACUUGUGGAACCCAUUUUCCUAUAUUUCUUUGUUGCAAAAUAAUGCACAUUAAUUUUUUGACAACAAUGUCGCAUACGACUAUUUGAAACUCUUAUCAUUGCAUAUAAUGCAUAUUGUUUCACAUGAUACUUUAAAAAAAUAAUAUGCUACAUACAUAUGUUAGUAUGCUAGUGUUCCAUUCCGGACAUAGUUGGAGUCUGUAGAGAAAAUGAGAAAUACUGUAAACUACUAAACUGUUAGACCAUGUCGAAUCAAAUGAAGAUUCAACAUAGAUCUGCUGCUUUAUUCAUGACGAAACAGCAACAGAUGCUGGUGUGAUGGACCUGCUCACUAGGAAGGACUACUUCACCACCUUGUGGCCAAGAAAAGUAGUGCCACAGAUUUGAGACACUUUGAGAAGAACAACUAUUCUGUAAACUCUGAUGGACAAUACCUGAUUUUAUAUCGAUCUAUUUUUGCUGAAGGAUUAUGGAUUACAAUGGACUGGAGGGUUGCAUGUCAUUGACUGGAAGAAAUCAUAAUAUUUAAACCACUGUACUGUAGUUAAUGAUAGAGCAAAGGUACAACAUUUAGAGUGAAUAACUCGUGCGUGUCUUCUUGAGAGACUGCGUUGGAUGUGAUUUGUAUCUAUAUUUGUGUCUAACAGUGCCAGUAUAGAGCUAUUUUGGGUAAAGAUCUAGUUUUUUCCCCAUAGUUGAUCUUUUGUCACUGGAAUAAACAUAAUGAUGUUUGUUAACAAUACUAAAAGCACUUUAACUUGAGGAGGAGGCUUUAUUUUUGAUAUUUUGUUUGAGUCCAACUUAACUGUACAUGGCCUUUUAUAUGUGAAGAUAUUGACGAAGAGUGAAAGAAUGUAUUUUGAAUUAUAGGAAUUGUAAAGUCAACGUGCCUAUGAAUCAACAACAACAACAACAACAACAACAACAAUAAUAAUAAUAAUAAUAAAUAAGAGCUGUUUAUUAAGCCAAGUACCACUUUUACUAUUGUAAAUUACUAUUGUUCAUCCAUUGUGUUAUUGUUAGUCUCCAAAUUAUUGAGGUGAAAUGUAAUUAGUUUUAUAAAAUUAAUUUUAUGAGAGAUCAGAUCAGCUUUCCAACUUGCAAGUGAUAUAAACCACAUUAUUUAUUACGCAUUAUUAUUAUUAUUACUAUUAUUAUUAUUAUUAUUAUUCAGAUGGUUUAUGUUGUUGAAAAAGAAUGAAUUUGGUUUUGUCUUUAGCACAUUUUGCCUGUCUUCAACUGUGGCUGUAAAGAAACAUCUGUUUCAUGAAUUUCCUUUUGUGUUUCAUAAGUGGACUUUCACUUUAACUGCUAAUGAUCUCAAAUGACUGUUUUUAAUAAAUGAGAAGUUUUGAAGCA
Messenger RNA from Onychostoma macrolepis, 4315 nucleotides. RefSeq names its product potassium inwardly rectifying channel subfamily J member 10a (gene kcnj10a). Gene Ontology annotation, biological process: regulation of monoatomic ion transmembrane transport; potassium ion import across plasma membrane. Gene Ontology annotation, cellular component: plasma membrane. The record is from RefSeq and is a predicted model, not a curated record. The transcript has 6 exons. Gene Ontology annotation, molecular function: inward rectifier potassium channel activity. Bases 557 to 1837 code for a protein of 426 amino acids. Lineage: Eukaryota; Metazoa; Chordata; Actinopteri; Cypriniformes; Cyprinidae.